Molecule: messenger RNA, 1236 nt
Organism: Trichoderma breve
Lineage: Eukaryota; Fungi; Ascomycota; Sordariomycetes; Hypocreales; Hypocreaceae
Exons: 9
Coding region: 1-1236 (411 amino acids)
Source: RefSeq, a predicted model, not a curated record
AUGGCUCGUUCCUUAGUGGCCGUCGUGCCACUGUUAGUUGGGUGUGUCAUUUGCCAAUCGCUCAUCACAGAUAUUAGCAACGAGACAUCCCUCGUCGAACGCGAUGGUUUUGGUCCCGCCUUCACCGUUGAUACUUCACAGAACGGCGUGUGCUCAUCAAUUCUACCAGCAGGAGGCAUCAAGUCUGGAAAUAUUAUUUGGGCCAAUCAAGGUGUAGACCUGGCUAUGAUACAGGAACUGACUGCCUUUCCCGUCGGCAGCGGCGCUACGUUCAUAGACGGUGGGUGGACACACGCUUUCCUCCAGGAGCGCGCUUCGGUCGUACCGGACCAAGCAGUGGAUUGCCGGCGCACCGAUACUUUCUGUACCGUCAGGAAGACUUGUGCCGACUAUAAGAGCGUUCCAUUCUUGUUGGCUGCGAUAUCGAUUGAGAAUAUCCACCGGUCAUUAUCGGCGCAGAUCAAUGCUUAUGAUCGCGUCAUUGCUCAACUCGACGCCGGCAACCAAGCGAGUAUCAGGGCUCUCCUUAGGGAUAUGUCAUUCCCCAACACGAGGGGCUUCAGUUUCAGCGCUUUCCUCGAUGGCUUCCUCCUUGGUGUAGACCUCAUUGGCGGUAUCUCGGAGACGUUGCUAAAGUCCAUUGGGACAGCAAUUAAAGAAGGAAUCGAGGCAGCCAUCGAUUCCGCCAUCCAGCCAGCAAUUGAUGCGAAACUCGACAUUUUCACAGACGCCAGCCCAGUUGUUAAUGGUUUACGAGAUGUACAGAACUCUCUGAAGGCGGGUUCCUUUCUCGAGCCUCUCCCGAGUGAUGAAGAGAUGAUUUCUACCGCAGCCGCCGACAUCUUCAAGCAAACAAAGGCUCGUCUCCUUGCCGGCUUGUGGAUGAGCCAAGAUGUUGAAAUCAUCAUCAGCGAGCCCGUGUUUUGCGACCGAUCGAAAGGCACUGCAGGCGGUGGCAACUGUGCUACUAAUGGCUGCAGUGAGAUCAGAUUCUUGGGCAACGUCAAUGGUAAGAGUCUAUGUCUCGAAGUUGGCGCCGGCAAGGAUCUUCCGCAGGCGCUGGUCUUUGGUGAGCUACAAAAGUUUGGUCUCAACAUCCAAGACAUUUCCCAGAAUGCAGCAGCAUGUAAUGAUGCUGGCGGCUCAGGCAUAUUCCCACCUGCAGAUAGUGACAUCCUAGAAUUCGGCUUUCCUCGUUGCACUUUCCCAUUCAAGAAACUGGAGAAUAGACAAUAA